Messenger RNA from Pecten maximus, 5254 nucleotides. RefSeq lists its product as uncharacterized. The transcript is spliced from 7 exons. NCBI's taxonomy places the organism in Eukaryota, Metazoa, Mollusca, Bivalvia, Pectinida, Pectinidae. The record is from RefSeq and is a predicted model, not a curated record. Bases 140 to 1255 code for a protein of 371 amino acids.
CUGUAUGUUAAUCUACCUGAUGUACUAAUAGUCAGUACAUCGGUAUCGGGGACAACACACGUACAGUGACAUGCAACAUGUGUAACACGAGUGUAUCUACAUAUGUGUUUACUGACAUUGUGUAUCGGACGGAUUUAAGAUGAGGGCGCUAGUUUUGUUGAUAGCCGAGUUUUACUGUUUCCAGUUAUGUCUGUGUCAGAUGACACACCAUGUUCUGGAGGAAGGGGACAUAUUUCGUUUUUCCUGUGACGUCAGCGUUAACCCUCUACAUUUAAUAUUUGACCCCGUGUUCUUCGCGGUGACGAAAGGUGACGUCAUGACAGGAAUUGCUAUUAAUACAGACGUGGAACCUGAAAGUGGCUUCCAACUCCAUCACUUCACAACAGGACCAGAAAAUCAAACUACUGUAGUAGAAAUUUCAAAACGUGUUACGGUGGCGGACUCGGGAAACUAUACAUGUGGCUCAAAGGUUGCAUACCACAAAACAGAAACUCUCAAGGUUACGAAAGGUGAUAUCGGUCAUGUGUCUUUCACUUUAAGAAACCUCGAUAAAGAUGUAACAGGAUCGGAAGUCACCAUUAACAGAGAAUCAAGGACGCCCGACCUCUCGUUACAGGAAGUGAACAUAACUUCCGGUACAUAUAGACUUGUUUGUGCCACACGAAGACAAGAUAUAACCGUAUCUUACGUUAUAUUUAUAAAUGGUCUUAAAGUUGCUCGUACUUCAACUGUGGACCUGGAUCUGAGCUCUGAGGAUAGAAAUGUCGCCUGUCGCGUUAGCACGACAGAGAAAUUUACUGAUACCCACACUCUCGGGUUUUCUACCAAUGUCCAUGAAGGCGUUGCACCAAUUGUUUCCUGUCAGCCAAAGGUAUGGGUGAAAGGUAAACGGGAUCAAGUGGAGUGCCGUGUGGCAGGUGCUGUUUGUGACGACAUAUCAUUGGAUACCGAGGAAUUGUCGUCAAGACAGAAUAACAACGCCAUGGUUUUGUCAUGUCAGACGAACCAGACAGGAGAGACAGUGUUUAGUAUUCUUCAACUAUCAGAUGUGAAUAUGGAAGUAUUCUUCAUCAAAGUAAAAACUCACCUAGAAGACUUCCGGUUCGAAAUCAAAUCACAUAUAGCGCCUCGCUACACCGCCCUCACCAGUACGGCUGACAGCACGGGAUCACAGUACAGUUUCGCCUUUAAAGCUGUUGUCACAACACUGUUGAUGCUCCCAUUUGCAACCAUUCUGGAAAUGAUAAUCAUGUAAAACAACCACCUUGUACAUUUUACAGAAAGUCACAGUCUUAAUGAAGUCUGUUUAGGAACGGUACUGAUACGCUGUGACAUUGUGAUGGACUUCACCCUACCUAAAGGAAGAUGGCAUGGACUACACACCAUCUUCGCUAGCCAAGGCGUCUGAUUGGGUAUACUCCUCAUCUUCUCUAGCCAUGGCUUCUGAUUGGGUGUACUCCUCAUCUUCGCUAGCUAAGGCGUCUGAUUGGGUAUACUCCUCAUCUUCUCUAGCCAAGGCUUCUGAUUGGGUGUACUCCUCAUCUUCGCUAGCCAAGGCUUCUGAUUGGGUGUACUCAUCAUCUUCUCUAGCCAAGGCUUCUGAUUGGGUGUACUCAUCAUCUUCUCUAGCCAAGGCUUCUGAUUGGGUGUACUCAUCAUCUUCUCUAGCCAAGGCUUCUGAUUGGGUGUACUCCUCAUCUUCGCUAGCUAAGGCUUCUGAUUGGGUAUACUCCUCAUCUUCUAUAGCCAAGGCUUCUGAUUGGGUAUACUCCUCAUCUUCGCUAGCCAAGGCUUCUGAUUGGGUAUACUUCUCAUCUUCUAUAGCCAUGGCUUCUGAUUGUUUAUACCCCUCAUCUUCACUAGCUAAGGUUUCUGAUUGGGUAUACUCCUAAUUUCUCUAGCCAAGGCUUCUGAUUGUGGUAUAUUCCUCAUCCUCGCUAGCCAAGGCUUCUGAUUGGAUAUACUCCUCAUCUUCUCUAGCCAAGGCUUCUGAUUGGGUAUACUCCCCAUCUUCUCUAGACAAAAUUUCUGUUUAUGCUAGACUCCUUGCUUGCCAAGGCUUUUGAAUGCAUUCCGCUCCAGGAGCAAUCAGAGGCUAUGGCUAGCGAAGAUUGGACUACACCAACCGGACAGGGGGACAUCAUUGUUACUGUGUUACCGUUGUCUUUAAUACGGUUAUAGCCAGAAGACUGAUAGAGGCAGUGUUACAUCAUGACUAUUCGGUAAUGUGAUAGAGAACAAUGAAAUAAGUUCCAUCAUUGUCUCCGUCAGUAGAUAUUUAAUGGCGGCCGGUCAGCUUUUAUAAGCCAUCAUAAUCCAAUGGGCUAAAUCAUUAUAAAAAAUGUCCAAAUAACGUAAUGUUGAAGAUAUAUUUUAGAUUAAAUAUUUGCAGCCAAGAAACCAACAGGCCCGUGCCUCUUCAAUACGUGUAUGAAUAUUAAGGUAAAAAUAUUUUCAAUUGCAGUUUAAUUGUUUUUCAACAUCACAUUUGUUCUUACUUCUUCCAAACCUUCCGUCUGACCUGUCAAUUUAACUGUUUGUUACGUUUGUUUUUGUUAUCUUUUCUUUAUUUUGUUUGUUGUUAUGUGAUUCCUUGGCCUGUCCAAACAAUGCGGUAUUAGCUGUAAUAUAUAACAGUGCUAUUACCUGUAUAACAAUGCAAUGUAUAUGUUUGAUUUUAUAAUUCUGUAUGUCGUCCGUGAUGGUGACAAUCAUCGCUCUGUAAUACACUCUUAAAGAAUAAUAAGAAUGUCGUAAUGGGGAUACCAGGAAGACAUCUAUACAUCUAUCAAUAAACUCGUAAUUAUUUCACUUGUCAUAAUCACUCACCCGAAAAUUGCUGCAUUUAAAAACUUGUGAAAUAACACAAAAAAGGAACCAUUUUCAUUAUCAUUUUAAGUUAAAAUACUUACAUUCGAAAUAGACCAACCUUUCAGUGUGUCAAUUUAACCGUUUUGUCACCCCCAACCUUUCAGUGUGUCAAUUUUACGGUGUUUGUUGUGCUUUUAAUCCUGUUACAUCCUGUCUAAACAACACGGUGUUUGUUGCAAAAUACAGUGUAGAGCAAUGCAAUGUAAUUCUAUGUUAUUUUGUAUAUUUCUGAAUUGUAGAGUUGUGAUUAUUACAAUAAUACUCAGCCACAUUUUGUUGUAUCUAUGACACACGAUAUAACUGCAGCUAUACCUGUACAUAAUACCAAAAAUAUAGAUAUAACACAUGUAAUUAUCGCUGUAGGAUCAUAGCUAUGUUACUUUAUAUAUAGAUAUAAUGUCAGUAUUGAGUUGCAUGUUUACAACUUUUGAUAACCUGUAGGUUCAGUAUUAUCAUAGGUAUGAUAAGGUAAAUAGUAAACUACGUGUACACGUGUGAUUCUGAUAGAAAUUAUGUUAUGUUUCAAUACUGUUUUGUAACAAUAUACAUGUAUAUCAUAUUGUAUAUUGCCGUAAACUAACUUGUUUUCGCGACGACUUGAUUUCGCGUUUUCAUGCAUAACGACUUGUUCGCUGUUAUUUACUGCGCGAUUUAUAAGUCAUAAACUCCUACUGUACUUGUCAGUGAAACUAUUUCGCGGUGAUUGAUUUUCGCGAAUUUUUAUCACCGCGAUAUACGCAAAAAUUAAUUGCACGUGAAAAUAAGUUGUUUUAUAGAAUGUAUUAGUUUCUAUUGACGCUGAGUACACAAAUCUCGAGUCAUAAGUGUUUCCUGUGAAUUGUAAAUAUUGAUUAUGACAGAAAUGAUGUUCAGUUUUAGAGACGAAUUGUUAUGUUUCAUUUCGCUUUUUGUUGCAAUUUGUUUCAUGUGGCACAUAUCACAAUAUGUUGAGCAUAUCACAAUUUAUAACAAUUUUACCUGUGAUAUGUAAUAAAGUAUCAUAAACCAACCAAUCAGAGAACAGGCUUUAAUGAGCAAAAUGACAGAAAUCGGCAGUGUAAACUGUGACGUCAUUAUUGCUUUAAAGUUUCCAGUUUGUGUAUCAUCAUGUGUCACAAUAUUUUGAAAGAAUAUGCACUACAUGGAGGUUCAUUAUUUGAUAUAAUAAAGAUAAUAAUAUUUGUAUCGUGCUAGAUAGCAAUGAUAUGGAUGUAUCACUCGUGGGAUGAAUAUUUACAAAGACAUCAAAGUAUUUACCUCAAGUGUAUAAUAUAAUUGUAACUUCAAUGUUUGCUUCAAUGUUUAUUUCACUUGAAGCCUUGCAGCUCAUAAUCAUACAAUUAUAACAACAUAUAAACAAUAGUCAAUGAUGAUGUAUACUACAUAAGUAUAUCAUCAUUACGAAACAUGAUCGUGUGCAUCGUAUGCAGCCUUAAAUUAAAAAAAAAUAAACAAGAAAAAUUAUGAAGAUGGACAUCUCUAUUAUAUUAAAUCUGUAUUACCCAGUUUGUCUCAAACAAUGUUUUAAUAAUAAAUGAGUUGUUAAUAUUUUUGAAAAUUCGAGGUUCAAUAAAAUAUAUCUAAAUUUAAAAACUUGUUCCAGAAAGCUACUUAAGGAUUAACUUGAAUAUAUUUUCUUUGUCGUGGAGAUACAACACAAAAAAGAGGGAACUCUAAAACGCCACGAAUUUCACAUAUUCAAGUUAAUCCUUAUAAUUACAUUUUUAAUUUUAUUUCCGUUAUUUCCUUUUUACAUACAUUAAUUUGUAUAAUUACACAAUAAUUGUACAUAUUCCCUGUGGGUGUCCACUUUUAAUUGCCGAACUCUUUUCUCUUAGAAAUUACUACGCUGCUGUGUCAGCCAGUUAAAAGAAAGGUUACAAACGGUGACGCCAUAUUUUUACGUUAAUUUGUUUAAGCCAAUGAAAACAAUUGUUACAAGAAAGAUUAAAUUAUUGUAGUUUACAUAUCAUAAUUAAUAUUACAAUGUAAAUGAAUUCCAUUGUAUUUGUUGUGACAAAUGUACAUCUUAUAAAACAAUACAAAUUACUGUGUCAUAACAAUAGGGUAUUUUCCGUCAUCCAAAUCAUUGUUUUCUCGCGCCAGUAAACAAAAGUGAUUGAAAAAUGUUUUUUUAUCUAUUAAGUUAGUACAUUUAUUAAACAGGGUUCUCAAAGUCAUUUAUUUUCUUCGUCAGCAACACAUGUUUGUAUAAAUGACCGUUCUAAGUAAACUAUGGUAUAAUUCAUGCACUCAGUACAAAUAAACAUAAAUCACAAACUCUAUUUAUUUAUAGCCACGUGCUCUAUUUACUCGUGAGCUCGUGUUGAUUGUUACUAAGGUUACUAAAUGCUUGUUAUAUUCAAUAAAAAACGUUAAUCCA